AUGAAUUCAUCAACAGUUAUUAAUGCUUUAUAUAGUUUCUUUGGCAAGAAGAAAAAUAAAUUAACAUGGUCAGGAUCUCUAGAAGAUCUCAAGGCAUUUGUUCUUACAAUAGUCGAUGAAGAAACUGCUGAAAGUUCGACAUGGCGUUCACCCAGUGGCGGAAAAUGGUGCUUCGACAGAGAUUAACUUAAAGUUACGUGGUAUACGAAGAACGAAGCAAUACUGUUUGUAGGGACCAAAGCUAAAGAUUUGUCUAAACGAAUACAUGUUAUUCUUGUAGAAGUCGACCCGAAGAAAGCCAAAAAUAGCGAUCUUAACAAGUCCUUAGAAUGUGUUAUGGCCGAAGCGAGCACUGAAGUGGAUAAUAUUAGUCCUGAUGAAACGCCAGGACCAUGCACCUCAUUGUUGCAAGUAAGUAAUAUCUCUUGCUGCAAUAUCAGUAACAAUAAUCAUAACGAAAAUGUGCUCGGGCUAGCUAGGCGAGUCUUGUAACCAUGAAGCUACCAAGCAGGGUUUGUCAGAAGUAGAAAUUACAUCUCUUGUCCCCGAGGCUGUGGCUGCCAACCCUUGUACCCGUUGUGACAAGCAUAGACGGGAUAUUGAUAAGCUAAAUACCGAAAUUUCUGAUCUAAGAAGAAAACUGUGA
Paramuricea clavata is the source of this 646-nucleotide messenger RNA. NCBI's taxonomy places the organism in Eukaryota, Metazoa, Cnidaria, Anthozoa, Malacalcyonacea, Plexauridae. The record is from the annotation of a GenBank genome assembly.